AUGGGGCAGAGCAUGAGCUGUGGAACGAGACCGGAGCACGGGAUAUUCGCCUCCGUGCAGUGCGGCGACAUCGUCACUGUCCGGCGUGCGAUGACGGCGGAUCCCAGUCUUUUGCAUCAGACCACUGCUUAUGAUCGUCACUCCGUUCUCCACGUCGCUGCUGCUAGUGGCCAGAUCGAGAUUUUGUCCUUGCUUUUGGAACGAUUCACGAAUCCAGAUAUGUUGAAUCGUCACAAGCAGACUCCGUUAAUGUUGGCGGCGAUGUACGGGAGGAUCUCAUGCGUGAAGAAGCUCGCUGAAGUUGGAGCUAAUAUUUUGAUGUUUGAUUCCGCCAAUCGAAGAACAUGCUUGCAUUACGCAGCGUAUUACGGUCACGCUGAUUGCGUUCAAGCCAUUCUCUCUUCUGCUCAGUCAAGUCCCGUCGCUGUUCAUUGGGGAUAUGCGAGAUUUGUGAACAUAAGAGAUGAUAAAGGAGCAACACCGUUGCAUCUAGCUGCUCGGCAGAGACGGCCUGAGUGUGUUAACGUCUUAUUAGACAGCGGCUCUCUCGUUUGUGCAUCGACUAGCGUCUACGGGUCUCCAGGAAGCACACCUCUUCAUUUAGCAGCAAGAAGCGGAUCUAUCGACUGCGUCAGAAAACUGCUUGCUUGGGGAGCUGAUCGUCUUCAGAGAGACGCUUCUGGGAGGAUACCGUACGUGGUUGCUAUGAAACACAAGCAUGGAGCAUGUGGAGCGUUGCUAAACCCUUCCUCAGCAGAGCCACUUGUUUGGCCAUCGCCGUUGAAGUUCAUCAGCGAGCUCAACGACGAAGCUAAACUUCUCCUGGAGCAGGCUCUAAUGGAUGCAAACAGAGAAAGAGAGAAAACCAUCCUCAAAGGAACUGCUUAUUCUUUACCAUCACCAUCAUCUUUCUCUGACACUGCCUCUGAUGAUAACAUGUCCGAGGCGAGUGAUUCGGAGCUGUGCUGUAUUUGCUUUGAGCAAGUGUGCACGAUUGAAGUCAAAGACUGUGGUCACCAAAUGUGUGCGCAAUGCACGCUUGCGCUUUGCUGUCACAACAAACCGAACCCGACGACCUCGACGGUUACUCCGCCGGUUUGUCCGUUCUGUAGAAGCGUCAUCGCGCGGUUAGUCGUGGCGGAGAACAACAACAAGAAGAAGAACAACGAGAAGAGCAAGAGCCAAGAUGAAGUUGUUGAUGUUAGCUCCUCAAAGCUAAGGAAGCAUAGAAGAUCGAUAAACCUUGGCGAAGAAAGCAGCAGUUUCAUGGGUUUAUCGACGAUUGGUGGUUCGUUCGGGAAGAUAACCGGCCGUGGCUCGGGUAGGAUCGCAGCCGACAACGAGCUGAUGGACAAACCGAUCGUGUGA
Microthlaspi erraticum is the source of this 1368-nucleotide messenger RNA. NCBI's taxonomy places the organism in Eukaryota, Viridiplantae, Streptophyta, Magnoliopsida, Brassicales, Brassicaceae. The record is from the annotation of a GenBank genome assembly.